GCUCGUUGUUAACUGGCAACUGAGAGGACUAGUCUAUAGGCCUAUGACGACUGUGAAAUGUCGUAUAGCCGGUGUAGAGCAAGUGUAGAGUAGACCGCCAGGAGAUGUCGUAGAGGCAGUAGAGCGCAGGUUCUCCAAGUCUCCUAUACAAGCUGUAUACGACAUAUACUUAUAUUUACUUACAUCGAGAAAAGGAUAUUUUACUUAUCAGAGCUCUAUACUCACGAGAGCACAGACAUAGGACUGGCAAGUCAGCAAGUCUUCAAGGGUGCAGAUGGGAAAGUUGGGAACACCGAAGAAACCCUUGAUUAUUCAGACGUGAGAGAAGAAAAGAAUUAAGAUAUCCCGGCGAGAUGAUGGCGUACACAUUCGUGGGGCACCUCAGCCCAGAGGAGAGCUGGAUCAAAGUGUACAGAUUCGACCCCUGCAACAGCAUAGGGAAACCGGUCAUCGCCCUCAAGUCCUGCAUCUUCAUCGAUGGCAAGUGUGCCAGCAGAGUGAUCAACAUGGAGAACUUCAUGUUCGGCUUGUUCGAAGUGGUCGAGCAGUGUGAGACGAGCAAGAAGUACAACUACGCCACGAUCAUCAGACGCGUCGAGACGUGCAUGGACGCGGGCAUCCCUGAGGUGUUGCCCACGGAAUUCCAGUUUGUGAACCGCAUGUUUUACGGAAUCCUGCUCGAUUACAACAGGAACACGGAGAUGUACCUGCUUGGUCUGGGGUCACUCCUGUGCCAGUUGCCACUUGCAAAUUUUAAGAGUUUUCCGUACGUGACCCCAGAAUUACUGUCCACCACCAUAGUUUGCGUUGUCUUACAGACUGGGACAGUCUAUGACAACACUGCCAACAAGAUUUUCAUCAAUAGCAUAGAGGUGAAGUGUUUCAAAGCACUGACAUUUUGGGAAGACAAAUAUGCAAACUUCACGGGCCAAGAGCAGGUGAAGAACCUUGAAACGAAACUUGUUCCAACUUGUUCCUCAGUGCAGGGUCAACAGUGGCUACAGCCCCUAGUGCCAAUGUAUUUUGAGAAUCCAUCAUACCAGAGACCAUACCCAUCAAUGCCCCUCCCACAACUUGUCACGCCCUGGUUCAUCCCCCAGAGUUGGAGACACCGCCAGUCUUUGUUGCCGGCAUACCCCCCAAGCCUCGUCUACCCUCAAAGUUUGCCCCAUAUAAGCUUCCCAAGCCCCAUGUCAUAUUCAUACCCACUCGCACCAAGAUAUGAUAUGUCAGCGAAAACUCCCUCAAAUCUUUCGCCUCAUCCAUAUUCUCAAAGCCAGCGUUUCAUUCAUCCUGUGGUGCCGAAACGCAAAGCUCGAUCCAGUCCAAAGGUUCCGCUCUCAUCUCAUCUCAAAAACCAAAGCUCAUUGAGCCAACCCACUGAAAACCAGCCAGUCGAGUGCAUUCAUGGACAGCCCCAGCGAUUUGGGCAUACAUCAACAAGCAAUGACGCUUCAACUGAUCCAUUUCCUCCAAGUCACGAGUAUUUCAAAUCUUUAGUACCCACUUAUGAGGAGCAACUCGUCCGAAGCUCAACUUCCUCAUUGUCUUUACCGAGUGACAAUUCAUCUUACCCAUUUUCCAACAACCGACAGACCGUCUGCUCACCAUCAUCAAGGUCUGAGAACAUAUUCAUGAGAAAUGACGAGUCUUCAUCCCCAAGUGGAGAUACUUUUGAAAAUAACUUUACCCCAAAGGAUCAGUUUCCACAAAGCGAACUGUGCGCUCACAUCCCGGCACUCACUUACGAGGGGCCACCCACCAAAGGAUCACCACCGACAAAGACAGAAGAUGAUGGGUGUAGUUCUGUAAAUUGCGUCUCUGCCCAACCAAUCUCCGCAGACGACGUUUUGUUGCAUUCUACUCCAGAAAGUGGGCAGUGUGGUCACACAUCUCUCCUAUUUCCAAAUCAAGCUGAGAGCCAGCUAGAUACUGAACCUUUGCUGUCGAAGCUGGAAUGUAUUCUUUUAAGGGAUACGCCCUCCCCAAACAUCUUUUCGCCGUGUUCACGCCCGCAAGACUGCGUGGACAUCCAGCCGUUGUCUUCCCAAACUACAUCUCCUGUAAACGUCAGUAUCUCACCACGCCCAUCGCCCAGUUCAUUCGUUGUUCAGUCCUGCCUAGAAGAAACUCCCUCAAGCCCUGCCAGCCCCAUUUUAGCAAGUUCCUUCACACAACAGCAAGUUGCUCAGUGCUUGAUGCGAGGUCACAAAUUUCCGGGUUUCCACGACGUCCAUUCCUCAUUUUCUUCUCCACGUCCAGUUCCAUCAACUCUGGUCUGUCAAAACGAGCAAUGCACUAUGUGUUUGCCAGUUCCCUCAAGCGCUUCGGCAGACCAAAGCCCCGAAAGGGCCGUCGCACCCCUUGAUGCUGUCUUGCUGCGCUCGCAUCCUCAGGCUGAGCGGGAGAGCCAAACAGCACCAGAAGGUCAAGGUCAAUCUUCCCAAAUCUCAUCUCCAUCAGUGACCCUUACUUCUCUGCAAAGUAAGGAUGCUUGCAUAAACUGUUUGGAAUGUUUUGCUUUAAGCAACGAUGCAGCUACUGCACGGACUGCUUAUAAAUCAACUGACUCGUCACCGGAAACCGCCUGCACUUCGCGAGACUGCGCAGGAAUAUCGGGACCUGAAACGAACGACUCUUGCGGCUGCGAUGAACUAGCCCACCUCUCUCUCAAGGAGUUGGAGGAUUUGGCACCGGCUCUGACAGGUCACCAGAGGAUUUAUGAAAGCUACGGAAUGUUCGAGAAGCCAGUAAUCACCAUAGGCUAACUUAGGCCUACACAACUCACACUGUUGACUUGUGUAAAUUUUUCUUAACUAUAUCUUAAGGGUUUAAAACAAUCUCGGGAAAAAGUGCUGUGUUAAUAGAAUUAAGGUUUGCAACAGAUAUUUCCUAAAUGAAUUAUUUUUUCUUUUUACAAAAAGCGACAAGCAGAUUACUUUAGAUUUUAAUUACUGUUGAUGAUUACACAUGUAGUUGUAUUUUAUGUUUAGAAUU
This is a messenger RNA of Macrobrachium nipponense, 2997 nucleotides long. RefSeq lists its product as uncharacterized. Bases 354 to 2768 code for a protein of 804 amino acids. The transcript has 3 exons. NCBI's taxonomy places the organism in Eukaryota, Metazoa, Arthropoda, Malacostraca, Decapoda, Palaemonidae. The record is from RefSeq and is a predicted model, not a curated record.